Dictyostelium purpureum is the source of this 2556-nucleotide messenger RNA. RefSeq lists its product as uncharacterized. Bases 1 to 2556 code for a protein of 851 amino acids. NCBI's taxonomy places the organism in Eukaryota, Evosea, Eumycetozoa, Dictyosteliales, Dictyosteliaceae. Gene Ontology annotation, molecular function: acyltransferase activity. The transcript is spliced from 4 exons. The record is from RefSeq and is a predicted model, not a curated record.
AUGGAUAAAUAUUCAGGAAUUAGUAAUAGUGAUGUUGCAAUUAUUGGAUUGGGUUUUAGAUUGCCCAGUGGCAAUUUAGAAAAAUCGUUAUCAGAACCAAAAGAGUUGACAAAAGCAUUGUAUAAUGGUUUUAAUGGUGUUGUAGAUACAUGUGAAAGAUGGUCUGAUAGUUACAGUUUAUCUGGCGAAAUCGUGUGUAAAUAUGCUGCAUUGCUACCGAUUAAAGAGUGGAAGUCUUUUGAUCCUAUUAUGUUUGGUAUAAAUCCAAGUGAAGUCUCAACCAUUGAUCCACAACAAAGAUUAUUAUUAAAGUGUACAUUUGAAGCAUUGGAAGACUCUGGUAUUGACCAUUCAUCAAUAAGAGGUUCUAACACAAGUGUUUUUAUUGCAGUCAAACCAUCAGAUAUUGACUAUAUGGAAUGUCAUGGUACAGAUACUCCCACUGGUGACCCAAUAGAAUUAGAGGGUAGUUCAAUGGUAUUUAAAGAUGUAAAAUCAAGUGAUAAUCCGCUAUUAGUAGGGUCAAUUAAGUCAAAUAUUGGGCACUGUGAGCCUGCAUCAGGUGUUGCCUCUGUUAUUAAAUGUUGCUUAAGUUUCAAAAAUAAAAUAUUUUUUCCAAAUAUCUAUUUCCAAACACCAAACCCAUUAAUUAAAUUUAAAGAAUGGAAAAUUAAAGUUGUCACAGAACCAAUCAAAUUUAAUAAUCACAAGUUGACAUCAGUCAUUGUAAAUAAUUUUGGUGUUACUGGUUCAAAUUGUUGUUUAAUUUUACAAGAUUAUAACAAAAGUAUUAAUAAUUCACAAAUAAAUAAUGAAAAUGAUAAUGAUAGUAAUAUUAAUAAUAUUAAAAAUAAUAAUAAUAAGUACCUCAUUCCCUUUAAUUCAAAUUCAAUUAAAUCAUUAAAUGAUUAUCUUCAAAAUAUUAAAUGUUUGCCAGAGUCAAUUAGUUUUGUUGAUUUUAUAAAAGAUCAAAUUAAAUUUAAAUCAUCAUCUCUAAUUCAAAGAUCAGUUAUCAUUGCUAGUAGUUGGGAAGAAUUAAAAAAUAAAAAUAAUGAAAUUAAAGCAAUAAAUCAAAACUCAAUUUCAAAUAUCUCGAUUAAUAAUAGGGGUCCUGUAACAGUAUUUAUAUAUACAGUCCAAAACCACUUUAAAGAAAAUAAAACAGAUGAAUGGACUCACUGUUCUUCCGGUAAUAUUAGUUUACUGAAUCAUAAUGAUCAAGAAAGAAGAUUGAAUAUAAGUGAAUUAAAGAGAAAUUGUAAUUACACCAAAUUGACCAAAAAAGAAUUCUAUCAAGCAGUGAAAAUAAAUGCAAGUAUUUCUUACAAAGGACUAUUUCAAGGUAUUAAGGAGUGUUUCUUGGGUGAUGGCUGCAUAUUUUCAGUGGUUUCAUUGAGUUUUUUAAAAGAAAUUGAAGAAUUUAAUCAUCUAUUAUCAAACAAAAGAAUGACAACUUUCUUCAAUGCAGCAAUAUUGGAUACAUGUAUACAUGGUACAUGUAUGUUUUUAAAAGAAUUUACACAAGUUGUAUUUGAUAGAAUUGAAGGUUUUAAAUACUAUUCAUCUAAUAUCCCAUCAUCCAGCAGCCAUACUGAAAUUUAUGUAUACUCAAAAUUAAUUAAAAGUACUCGAAAUUUUAUUGAAAGUUCAGUACAUGUAAUGUUAGAGGAUGGUAUAUUGUUGUUUGAAAUAUCAAAGGUUAUGUUUUCAUUCCUAACCCCAACAAUUGACAGUUCAAUAGUUUCAGCACCCACAGAAAAUGAUAUUUAUCUUCCAUAUUUACAAUCAAAAGAUUCAAAUAUUCAAAAUCCAUCAACAUUUAAAUCAUUGAAUGAUCAAACUCAAUUUCAAAUCAAAGAUGAUGAAGCUUUUAAAACAAAUUUUAAAAUGGCCUUUAGUUACUAUUUUUUUAAAAACAUUUCAAAGAGACACCCAACUAUAAAUAAAGAUAGGAUAAUGUCAAAACUUAUUUUCCCUUUAAAUAACGAUGAUCCAGAUACUGAUAAUCCUCAGUCACUAUUUGAAAAUGGUUUGUUAGAUAGUGUUUAUAAAAAUGCAAAAGAUGUUGUAAUUUAUAACAAAUUAUUAAGCCAAGUAGUAUAUGAAAUUGUAAAACCACUGCUUCAAAAACCAAUAGUUUUUAGAAUUAUUGAAUUCGGGUCAGGUUUAGGAUCAUUAUCAUGUUUCGUCAUUGAACAACUGGAUCAACUAUUAAAAUCGAACCCAUUAUCCGAAAUUAGUAUAGAAUUUACAUUCUCAGAUGUUUCAUCAUCAUUUUUUAUAAAUGCAAAAACAAAGUUUUCAGAUAUCAAAAACAUUAAUAUAGUUUACCGUGUCAUAGAUCUUGAUCAAUCACUAGUUAAUGCUCAAGAUUUAAAACCAGCCCAUUAUGAUAUUAUUUUAAUGUCAAAUGUAUUGCAUGUAGUAAAAAAUAUUAAAUCAGCUCUAAAUGAAAUAUAUAAAGUGUUAACUCCAAAUGGUCAAUUGAUAUUCCUCGAGCCACCCUAUAAAUCAAUAUAUAACGAUACAGUAUUUGGUGUUUUUGAUCAAUGGUGA